AGACGAAUUUCGCCGCGAUGCGGAAUGUCGGAGAUGUGGCGUUUCAUGGUAUCUAGGGAACAUUCAAAAUGUAGAAGAAUGUGAUCUAUCGAAGAGAAGUCAGGGUCAAGCUGGUUGUCGUCAUCAUCUCGAGAUAUUGUGCGGUAGUUCUGAAGAGUAUCGGUUGCAAGAUUUCGCAGCUUUUUCAACCAAUUUUACUGAUAACAAGUGCCAAAUUAUCACAUUUAGUUGUCGGUUUAGUGGAAAGACGACGAAUUCGUGUUGUUUUCGGGGGCUUAUGAAAUCCGCCAUUUAAAAUAAAUUAUCAUGAUAAAGAGCCCGGUAGUUGUCCCUAUCAUCAUCGGGUUGUCACUGUUGAGCAUAGGCAGUGCUUACGUUUACACAAUUUUGAAGAAGAAAAAAGAACGAAACGACGAUUCACCUAUCGAUCAGCAAGAUGGAGAAGGUCUCUCCAAAAUUGCCAAACUGGUUCGAAUGAUAAGCAAAGAAGAAGUCAAAUCAGUGGAAAUUACCCUAUCGAACAAAGUUAUCCCUCUGGUAGUCGGUCGCAAAGGAUUCACCUUGCGCCACAUCCAGGAUACCACAAGCACCGAUAUUCAAUUUCGGGAUCUGGAUGAUUCACACCAGAUAUGCGAGAUACGAGGAACAGAAGCAGGCAUUCGAGCAGCCGAAGACCUGAUCAUGAAGGAAGCUUCUCGGCAGGUUUCGCAAACCGAAGAGAUGCUCGUCCCACAAAGCGCAUGUGGGAAAAUUCUAGGACGAUGCGGCGAUGAACUUCAAGAAAUUUGUCGAAAAUCUAUGGCGAAAGUGUGGAUCGAAGGUUCUCGUACAACUGGAGAUAGCCGAUGCAUAAUGAUCACUGGAACUCCUAAGCAGAUCAGCGUAGCGAAAUCUCUUAUUAGUAAGAAAGUUAAAGAAGAUGCUGACUUCAGAAAAAGUCAAGAGCACCUGGAUCUUCGCCGAGAGCCACGUAUUCGCACUCCACCAAGCAGCAUCACGGCAACUCCAAUUCCACGGGAAGUACUUCCUCCUACUGUUGAGAAGCUCAAGACGUCGACGUCUGCUAGUCAACUGGAAGUAUUUGUAUCGGCAGUUGUCUCGCCUAGUCGUUUUUAUCUGCAGCUAGUCGGCCCUCAGUCAACGGAACUGGACAUCCUGGUAGACACUAUGACUCAAUAUUAUAACCAGCAAGACAGUCGCAACCUGCACCGCAUACGGAAGCCAUAUCUUGGACAAAUUGUUGCAGCCGAGUUCAAUGCCGACGGCAAAUGGUAUCGGGCUGAAGUGAUUGCAAUCCUACCGAAUGAGUUCCAACCGGGUGAAAUAGUGCUGGAUUUGUUCUUCGUAGACUAUGGCGAUAAUCAGUAUAUCAAACCUUCGGAUGUGUACGAGCUGCGGCCGGACUUUCUAGCACUUCGCUUCCAGGCGAUUGAAUGUUUUCUGGCACACGUAGAGCCAAACAACUUGAUCAAUUCGACAACAGGGGAAGAGGAGUGGGAUCCUUUGGCGAUUACCAGAUUUGAAGAGCUUACGCAUGCGGCUCAGUGGAAGAAACUACUCUCCCGCAUUGCCACAUACAAGAAGAAAGGACAUCGAGGCAAUCGUGAAUCUCGAGAAGGCUCACCCGUCCCAGGUGUUGAGCUGUAUGAUGUCUUAGACGACGGUGCCGACCUCAACAUUGCCAUCGAACUUGUCACCGAAGGCCAUGCCAAGAUAAUACCCAACUUUGGUGAUCUUGGCCGAAGUCACGUUCUGCGACUGGACGGUGGUUCGCUAGCAUCCAGUUCCGAAAGACUCAACGAUGUUUCAUCAGCUUCUAGUGCUACGGAUACAGUUUCGUCUGUAGUGACAACGAUUCACCCGAAUCGGCCGUCAAUUCGUGAGGUGACUAACGGAGACGAACAACCCAGCUCUACAACAUCGCCAAGAAGAGAAGCGCCACACACUGGCGAAUUGGUGAACUCCAAUGGACGUCCCAAGGCAGACGAAACUGAGAGUAACGACUUUAUACAAGCGGAAAAGACGAAUACAGCAUCACUACGAAACGAAAGUGCUAACGACGUAACCGGUAAUAGCUACAUUAAUGGCAAACCGAAAGACAACGGUUUGCGGAUGCGUGAUUGGAAUGAACUCGUUGAAGAAGAGCAACAUAGCAAUGGGCUUAUCCAUUAGGCUCAAAGAAAACACAUUAUUUUUUUUUUAUCAAAUAGGAAGAUAGAUUGGUAAAAUGUGAUUUUAUCCAAUUUGACACUCGCCGUUAUUGAUAUGACGAUUAUUGUAAAUAACUUGAAUUCGUAUAAUUUACUUAUAUUGUUCUCAAAUAGUUUUAAUUUCCUUUUCCUAUGAAGUCUUCCCUACCCAGUUAAGUUUACUAUGUGUAAAUAGAACGAAGUACAGCGACGGACAAAACAAGAAGACCAGCGCCUUUGGGAUUAAAUUCGGUUGCCAAAUAUAAUAAGAUACAUCGUAAAUUGUAUGUUUUGUACAAAGUAAAGUUUAGCAUCGAAGAAAUUACGGAAAACGGUGUUCAAUGAUACAGAGUUGGGGCAAAUUUCUUCAAUUUCGCUUACCUCAUAAGCAGUGCGUGCCCAUACGAAAUUGGCUCUUACGAAUGCUCCCAUACGAAAUUGGCUCUUACUGAAAUCAUGACACCGGUCGCACGAUUUAAAAUCCACUCAGUUUCCGAUGCGUCCUGUUCGGGAUGUUGGCAACUCAAAUUGAGAACAAUCAUUUGUUUCUUCGUUGCAUUCACUUAAAGCGAACUAACGAUUAAGGUGAUCAUUUAAAAAUGUUGUUGGGUGUUGGUCUUAUUGUUUUCUCUGUCACUGUUGUGAGCACGAUUAUGAGAAAAAUUACGUACUUAUGAAGAGAUGAAACAAAAUAUAACUCGUAGAGUGAAAAAAUGUGAAAUAUAUUUUUAGAAGAAGUGUUGCAAAACAAUGUUUUGAAGUGUAUGCUAUGAAAAAAUAUAGUACCAACAUGUACCAACAAAGAUUCUAUGUAUUAUGGAAGUAGCUUUUGAAGCUUAGCUGAUUAUUGUUGGAUCAUUAGUGUCUAAUUAUGCUUUGUAUUGAUCAUCGAUCAAAAUAAAUGAUAUCAAUGUUAAUUUAAUAAAGCAAACAUUUGAUGUUCAACCAUUUA
Molecule: messenger RNA, 3141 nt
Organism: Armigeres subalbatus
Lineage: Eukaryota; Metazoa; Arthropoda; Insecta; Diptera; Culicidae
Gene: papi
Product: tudor and KH domain-containing protein homolog
Exons: 4
Coding region: 307-2172 (621 amino acids)
Biological process (GO): piRNA processing; spermatogenesis; P granule organization
Cellular component (GO): P granule
Molecular function (GO): RNA binding
Source: RefSeq, a predicted model, not a curated record